Messenger RNA from Gastrolobium bilobum, 783 nucleotides. RefSeq lists its product as uncharacterized. Bases 1 to 783 code for a protein of 260 amino acids. Gene Ontology annotation, molecular function: catalytic activity. The record is from RefSeq and is a predicted model, not a curated record. The transcript has a single exon. Lineage: Eukaryota; Viridiplantae; Streptophyta; Magnoliopsida; Fabales; Fabaceae.
AUGUCUUGGAAUUGUAGAGGGGUAGGGAAGAAAUGCUUCCCUUCCCUAGUUAGGGAUUUAAGCUUUUGUUUUAAAGUCAGUAUUUUGGCUCUUUUGGAAACCAGAGUUGGUAGUCCGAGAAGUGAUGAGAUCAUUAAGAAGUUAGGCUUUCCCAAUUUUUUUAAGCAGGAUCCAGUUGGCUUUUUUGGAGGUUUGUGGUUGCUUUGGGAUGGAAAUAAGGUGGAAUUGGAGAUUCUUAAGGUUCAUCAUCAAUUCAUUCAUACUAGAGUGAAGUAUUUAGAUGCUAAAAAGGUUGAUCUGGUUACUUUUGUGUAUGGUAGCCCUAGGAGACUAGAAAGGAAGUUGCUUUGGGCUGAGCUUGAGGUCAUUAACAAUUCUAUCUUGGAACCCUGGCUGCUCUUGGGUGAUUUUAACUCUAUCCUGCAUGCUUCUGAGAAAGUGGGAGGUAAGGAGGUGUGUUGGGACAGUAUGAAGGAGAUGCAGCUUUGUUUGUCUAGGUGUGACAUCCAUGACUUGGGUUAUAAGGGGCCUGAUUUUACCUGGAAACAUGGGAGGCUCCAUGAGAGAAUGGAUAGAGCUUGUACUAAUGAAGACUGGAAUAUUGCUUGGCCUGAUAAAUUUACCAUUCAUCUUCCUUUCUUUAAUUCUGACCAUAGGCCUAUUCUUAUAUGUGAUGAUGGUCAGUCCAGACCUGGAGAUUAUUCUAGGAGGUUCAAGUUCUUGGCUGCCUGGUUGACUGAUCAGAGAUUCUUUGAUUUGGUUAAAAAGAGUUGGGGGGAAUGA